AGAUCUGCGAGAUCCCAGGGUCCACACAAAACCAGGACUUCUAAACUCAGGCCUCUGAGUUUCGCCCUCCAAGACGUCCUCAGCUUAUUCCCACAUCCGGGUGAGUAGUGGCGCUUGGCCAAUCAGUGCUUGGCGUCCGUAGCCACGGCAACAGGCUGAGUUCCGCAGUGCAACCCUGAAAUUCAGAGUUCAGGGCUGUGUUCGGAAGCCUGGAAGCCUCGCAGCGCCGCCAGCAUCUACACCCGCCUAGGUUAUGGUCGAGUCCUACGAUGUCUACGACCGCCUGUGUUCAGCGUGCUCGGGCAGCAGUUUCCUGGGAGUCGGGAGGUUGUGUGAGCUUCUGAGAUGUCCACACCCGGCCCUGUUGCCAGGGUUCUGCCAGCCUGAGACUCUGGAGCAUGAUGACAGUGCCAGUGUGGCUCCUGCCUUUGAUCCCGAGCCGGUCACCGCCCACUGCUUCAAGCAGUUCAAGCAGGAGGACUUCUGCCUGCUGCAGAGCCGCCGGCGGGUCCUCAUCGUGCCUGCCCAGCAGGGGCAGCCAGCCAUGGAUCCCAAGCCCCGGCCUCCACCACUCCCACCAUGGGCCCCCAGUGUCAGAGUCCUGGGUGCUGGGGACAUCCCCGAGCAGAGGGAGGACAGGGCGUCCUGGCUGCACCAGAGGGCAAAGCUGCGGAAGGAGCUGGAGGCCCUGGGGGACAUGACGCGGUGGCUGGAGAACAAGCCCAGCAUCACCCCCUCGGAGGCCAAGAUCCUGCGCAUGCUCCACGAGGAGCAGAAGGCCCAGCUCAUGGGGGAGGUGACCAUCACCACAGCCACCAAGAAAAGAGCCCCCCGACGAGUGGUGCCCCAGCUACGGCUGCCCAAGCCACCGGCCCUGUCAGCCCUGUACACCUACCUGCGCAGCCGCAAGAUCCAGGUGCUGGAGCUGUUUGCCAAGGGCCUGGGCACACAGCAGAGAGUCCCCCGGGAGGAGUUCCUCACUGCGCUGAGGAUGGUUGGGGUCCCCCUGAAGGAGCAGGAGAUGGAGGACGUGGUGAUCUACCUGAGCUCCCUCGGGAAGCACCGCGACAUCACCAUGGAGACCCUGGCCAGUACCUACAAGCAGUGGUCUCUGGCCCAGCUGAGGAGCACGACGGUGCCCACGCUGCACAAGUGCUUUGGCCCGGCCCAGGUCACGACAACCCCGCAGCCCUGCAGGAAGCACCUGCUCAUGGUGCCCGAGGUCCCUGUGCCUACGGAGGCGCGGCCCCUGACGCUGGAGGAGAUGGAGGAUGUGGGCAAGCACUACCGCGAGCGCAGGCGGCAGCAGAAGCUCCCCAUCCCCUCCAUCCAGUACACAGAGAGCUGCCGCAUGGUGCGCAGUGGGGACCAGCGCGUGGACCAGCACUGCCUGCCAUCCACAGUGGUGGGUGAGAGCCGGGAGCUGCUGGAUGCAGCCCGCAUGGAUGGCUUCCUGCUCUACAUGCGCUGUGGGCAGCAGUGUGUGGCCCCAGGCCUGCCAGUGACCAAGGAUGUCCUCACCCGUGCGCUGCUGUACCCGGGGGACAGGAUUGUCCUGCAGAACACCCAAGUGCGCCCCAUCCGGCAGCCCGGAGGCUUCUACUCUGACUGGAGGGCUCUGACCCCACAUCUGGCCACACACAGGACACAGGGCCUGAGGCUGGGUCCCCAGAAGAGUGACAAGAAGACACCCAAGGAUGGCAGGAAGGUGCCCUUUAAAGAAGCACAGAAGGGCACCAGAAAGCGGAAGGCGAGGAUACUUGGGGGCCCCCAGUGCACCCACCCCAACGUCUUCUGGCCAGGCCACCUGCUGGACAAGCUGCGGCUGUGCCUGCCCACAGAGGCCAUGGACCGGAGCCUGGCACUGUUCAGCUGUGUCCGGCACAAGCGCCACGCCUACCAGGCCACCUACCACCCUGACCGCUGGUGGCCCCUGAGGGAUGAGAACUACAUGACCCGUGCCUACUAUGAUUCCCCCAAGGUGUAUGCCAUCAACUAGGGUGGCUGGUGUGCACAAAGGGUCUGGCCAUUCUACAGGUGCUGUGUCCCUGUCCCGAAGGAGUAUCCCUGCUGCUCCUCUGGCCUUGACCUUUUCAAAUAAACCAGCAAGAGCUUCCGCCACAUGACCUCAGUCCCAGCCUAUGCAACUCCAAGCUCCCACCUGAGGGGAUGCAGUGGGCACUUUCCCUCUGACACCAACAGGGAGUCGCCCUGGGUGGCAUGGUGGCAGCCUGUCCCUCACGCCAAGGCUGAGCCCCUUGGUUCUUGCUCCCGUCUCUUGGGGUUUCAGAGGCUGGGGGUGCCUUUGGUUCGGGAGCCCUCCUAGCCAGUCCAGCCCUCUCCUUGUGGGCACAGCACGUGAGCUGAGUUAGCAGGGAUUCCAGCCCUAUGUCCUAUGGACCACACACAGCCCCAGGACAAGCAAGCCAGGUGUGAACCGGGUGUGGUGCACAUGCCUGGAAUCCCAGCAUUUGGAAGGGUGAAGCAGGGUUGUUGUGAGUUUGUGGUCAACCUGGACUACAUAGUGAGAUACUGUCUUAAAAAACAGCCAAAACAUCCACCAACAACAAAAGACUCACUAGUGGUACCUGUAUUGUGUUUGAGUUGAGGAACCAA
Molecule: messenger RNA, 2616 nt
Organism: Fukomys damarensis (Damara mole-rat)
Lineage: Eukaryota; Metazoa; Chordata; Mammalia; Rodentia; Bathyergidae
Gene: Efcab12
Product: EF-hand calcium binding domain 12
Exons: 10
Coding region: 254-1999 (581 amino acids)
Source: RefSeq, a predicted model, not a curated record